UUUUGUACAAUAAAGUUAAACAAAAAAAGCAGGUCUCAAAGCUGGAUGAUUUCUGCGGUAGGCCUGCUAACGCGCUGGUGAAGCUAUCGCUGGCGGCGCGCUGCUACCGGGAUCAUGUUUGUGGCUCGUAGUAUCGCGGCGGAUCACAAAGAUCUAAUUCACGAUGUGUCGUACGACUUUCACGGCCGGAGAAUGGCGACUUGCUCCAGUGACCAGAGUGUGAAGGUUUGGGACAAAAGCGAGAGUGGAGAGUGGCUCUGCACAGCCAGCUGGAAGACACACAGCGGCUCAGUGUGGAGAGUGACCUGGGCUCAUCCAGAGUUCGGGCAGGUUUUGGCCUCCUGCUCCUUUGACCGAACCGCUGCGGUUUGGGAGGAGAUUGUAGGAGAAUCCAACGACAAGCAGAGAGGCUUGAGCCACUGGAUUAAGAGGACCACACUUGUGGACAGUAGGACAUCAGUGACCGAUGUGAAGUUUGCUCCUAAACACAUGGGUCUGAUGCUGACCACCUGCUCUGCGGACGGCGUGGUGAGGAUCUACGAAGCUCCGGAUGUGAUGAACCUGAGCCAGUGGUCGCUGCAACACGAGAUCUCAUGCAAGCUCAGCUGCAGCUGCAUUUCAUGGAACCCCUCCAGCUCACGGGCUCACCCUUCCAUGUUUGCCGUGGGCAGUGAUGACAGCAACAUCGCGAGCGGUGGGAAGGUUCAGAUCUAUGAGUACAACGAAAACACACGGAAAUACGGCAAAGUGGAGACUCUGAUGACUGUCACCGACGCAGUCCACGACAUCGCGUUCGCUCCCAACCUGGGGAGAUCUUUCCAUGUUCUCGCUAUUGCAACAAAAGAUGUCAGAAUAUUCAAGCUUGCCCCCAUGAGGAAGGAGAGCUCAUCCACCGGACCCAGCAAGUUUGAGGUGCAGAUUGUUGCGCAGUUCGACAAUCACAACUCCCAGGUGUGGCGUGUGAGCUGGAACAUCACAAGCACCCUGCUGGCUUCCUCUGGGGACGAUGGCUGCGUGCGGUUAUGGAAGGCAAACUACAUGGACAACUGGAAGUGCACCGGCAUCCUAAGGGGAGACGGCAGCCCGCUGAGCGCGUCUUCAGGUCAGCCCAUCAGCACCAUGGUGGGCUCUUCCCUCCUCUCCCAGAAUGCUCUGAAUGGGAUAUCAGCAGGAAGGAUUGGCAGGAGAGCUCCGUUUGCUCCUCCCCUGCGGCCGCUGACCUCCUCAAAGAUAGACCAGACUCCUGCAUAUUACUAAUGAUCUGGUGAAUAGCUGUUUGCCCACAGAAGGAAUGUCUGGGGUUCACUGACAUUACUUUUAGUGCACAACAACCACAUGCAUGAACAGUAGCUAGGUUUGAUUCCCUGAUUGACAGGUUGUCUGAUGCUUCACACUGGUUUUAUUAGGGUGGUUUUUUAAAGAAUAAAAGUCUCGUUCCGGCCCACCUGACAUUACUUCCUGUUUAGUUUCUGUUGCAGACAUACUUCAUUUCUCAGUUUAAUUUUUUAUUCUACUUCCUGUUUCAUGUCCUCCCUUGUGCACUCCUCAUUUUGUUCUUCCCUGUCUGUAUUUUUCGACUCUGUUUCCCUUCCUCUGCCUGUCCGUCCGUUCUUG
This is a messenger RNA of Oryzias latipes (Japanese medaka), 1614 nucleotides long. RefSeq names its product nucleoporin SEH1. Gene Ontology annotation, molecular function: protein kinase binding; structural molecule activity. Gene Ontology annotation, biological process: centrosome cycle; centrosome-templated microtubule nucleation; mitotic spindle assembly. NCBI's taxonomy places the organism in Eukaryota, Metazoa, Chordata, Actinopteri, Beloniformes, Adrianichthyidae. The record is from RefSeq and is a predicted model, not a curated record. Gene Ontology annotation, cellular component: pericentriolar material; nuclear pore outer ring; cytoplasm.